Cucumis melo (muskmelon) is the source of this 1609-nucleotide messenger RNA. RefSeq names its product two-component response regulator-like APRR7. The coding region runs from base 386 to 1324 and encodes 312 amino acids. Gene Ontology annotation, molecular function: protein binding. Gene Ontology annotation, cellular component: nucleus. Lineage: Eukaryota; Viridiplantae; Streptophyta; Magnoliopsida; Cucurbitales; Cucurbitaceae. Gene Ontology annotation, biological process: regulation of flower development. The transcript is spliced from 4 exons. The record is from RefSeq and is a predicted model, not a curated record.
CUUUGGUGCUCAUCACUCAUCACUCAUCACCCUUUGCAAUUUGCAAUUUGCAAUUCUUUAAUUCAUUUACAUUAUAACUAAAAGAAAUCAACUUGAGAGACAUUUUCAGUUUAUAAAAUAUUCAUUAAUGUCUUUUCUUUCCUUUGUCUUCAUACAUGUUUUUUUUAUUUUUUAUUUAUUAUUAUUGCAUCAGCAUCAUCAUUAAAAAGACAAUAUUUCCACUUUUUUUUUCUUUCUAAUCUUUGAUGAAUUUUAUUUAAUAUUGUAUCAAAGUGUAUAAAUUUGCUUGCUUUUUUUUUUUUUUUUUUUUCUUUUCAGUUCCCAAAUCCAAAAGCUUAAAUACAAACAAAGCCCAUAAAUAAUUUUUGAGGGCUGCUAUCAGUUUAUGACCUAUUUUCCUGGGACUCUGGAGGAGGGGUUUUUUCUCUACCAACCAUUAAAGGACUUUCUUUUGCUCUCCAAAGCUUUGGAAAUGUAUGCUGAAACUGAGCAUUUGCUUCCUUAUUUCCAGAAUUUCUCCGAUGAGUUUCAACUAGCAAAGGAUUUCUGCAAAACCCACAAGCUUGAUUCUCCAUUGAGCAACAUGGUUCAGACAUCAACUGUAUGUGAAUACAACAUGGGGGGUGAAGGCGACUUAUUCAAAGCUCCAGAACCAAUUAUCGAGGAAUCGUUUUCAGGUCUCAAUCCUAUGAUGGCUGCAAUUUCAAUGAUGUCCUUUGGCAAUCCCAACAUCUCCUUAGAGGGACUUAAAGAUUCAGAUUUUGAAUCGCUUCAAAGUGAUCAGCUUUUGAGUGAGGUUUACUAUGAAUGUGAGAAGGAUCUUUUAGAGAAAGCAGCAAUACAAACACCACUAUCUGAAGUUUUCGAUCUUAAGAGUCAGACUUCAAAUACGGAUGAACACCAAAUUCCAGAAAACAAAUCAGUUCCUGAUGCAACACUUCAAAAGAGUGUUAGCUCAGGAUGCUUAAGAUCAAUGGAAUGGAUGCAAGGCCCUGCAAUGAAGUCCAGUAUCUUAGAUUUUAGUGGAAUGGAUAUCAAUGAGGUCUAUGGGAUGCGACGGGCAUUUAGUGAAGGUGAUAUCAAGACUCUUAGUAAUGGUGCUGGGAGCCAGUUCCAUUCUUCUCUCGAGCGGCCGCUGCUAAUCAACAAUUGCACCGCUGAAGAACGCAAAGAAAAGCUAUCAAGAUACCGAAACAAGAGAACAAAAAGGAACUUUGGCAGAAAGAUCAAGUAUGCUUGCAGAAAGGCUUUGGCUGACAGUCAACCAAGAAUCAGAGGAAGGUUUGCCAAGACUGAAGAAUCUGAGAUAAGGAUCAGGCAAUGAUAUCAUGAGGAAAACAUGUGGUUAGAAGAACGAUCUACGAUUAGUUCUUUAGAAGGGCUGAAGUGAAACAUGUAGAAGAUAGAUUUGUAAAUAGUGUUUGCUUAAUAAAAACAAAAAGAAAAAGAAGCAGAAGUGUUUGUUCAUAGUAGUGCUGCUUUGUAAUAUUGAUGUUUGUACUUUCUAGUUUCUAGUUUCUACUUUCUAAUUCAAGUUCUAUGAUCUGUAUCAAUUACAGUUCUAAUUAUGGCUCCUAAAAUCAUUGUCUUCAAACAAUGUUUAAGUUCA